ACUUCCGCUUUCCUCUGCGGCGCGCGUUCGGUUGUCGGCCCACUCGGGAUCAUGGCGGCUACGGCCACGAUGGCGACCUCGGGCUCGGCGCGGAAGCGGCUGCUCAAAGAGGAAGAUAUGACCAAAGUGGAAUUCGAGACCAGCGAGGAGGUGGACGUGACCCCCACGUUCGACACCAUGGGCCUGCGGGAGGACCUGCUGCGCGGUAUCUACGCUUACGGUUUUGAAAAACCAUCAGCAAUCCAGCAGCGAGCUAUUAAGCAGAUAAUUAAAGGGAGAGAUGUCAUCGCACAGUCUCAGUCUGGCACAGGCAAAACGGCCACCUUCAGUAUUUCUGUCCUCCAGUGUUUGGACAUUCAGGUUCGUGAAACCCAAGCGUUGAUCUUGGCUCCAACGAGAGAGUUGGCGGUGCAGAUCCAGAAGGGCCUGCUCGCUCUGGGUGACUACAUGAACGUCCAGUGCCACGCCUGCAUUGGGGGCACCAACGUCGGGGAGGACAUCAGGAAGCUGGACUACGGCCAGCACGUGGUCGCCGGCACGCCCGGGCGCGUCUUUGAUAUGAUUCGCCGCAGAAGCUUGAGGACACGUGCUAUCAAGAUGUUGGUUUUGGAUGAGGCUGAUGAAAUGCUGAAUAAAGGUUUCAAAGAGCAGAUCUACGACGUGUACAGGUACCUGCCCCCAGCCACGCAGGUGGUGCUCAUCAGCGCCACGCUGCCGCACGAGAUCCUGGAGAUGACCAACAAGUUUAUGACUGACCCCAUCCGCAUCUUGGUGAAACGUGACGAGUUGACUCUAGAAGGCAUCAAGCAGUUUUUUGUUGCUGUGGAGAGAGAGGAGUGGAAGUUCGACACCCUGUGUGACCUCUAUGACACGCUGACCAUCACCCAGGCCGUCAUCUUCUGUAACACCAAGAGGAAGGUUGACUGGCUGACAGAGAAGAUGAGGGAAGCCAACUUCACCGUGUCGUCCAUGCACGGGGACAUGCCCCAGAAGGAGCGGGAAUCCAUCAUGAAGGAGUUCCGGUCGGGCGCCAGCCGCGUGCUCAUUUCCACGGACGUGUGGGCGCGGGGGCUGGACGUGCCCCAGGUGUCGCUCAUCAUCAACUACGACCUGCCCAACAACAGGGAGCUGUACAUCCACAGAAUCGGGCGCUCAGGGCGCUACGGCCGGAAGGGCGUGGCCAUCAACUUCGUGAAGAACGACGACAUCCGCAUCCUCAGGGACAUCGAGCAGUACUACUCCACCCAGAUCGACGAGAUGCCCAUGAACGUUGCUGAUCUCAUAUGAAGAAUUUGCACACCGGAGGCUGUCCACCUCUUUUGUACUCAAUUUGGAAAACAAUGGGGUUUAUGUGAACUCUCAAAGCUCCCCCAGGACAGGGUCUGGGGAUCCUGCCAUCUUUUCUUACCCACGUGUAAAUAAUGCAUUGCUCGAAAUGAGUCUUUUUCAUUAAACAUUGGAAAGUUUUCCCAUAAA
Molecule: messenger RNA, 1476 nt
Organism: Camelus dromedarius (Arabian camel)
Lineage: Eukaryota; Metazoa; Chordata; Mammalia; Artiodactyla; Camelidae
Gene: EIF4A3
Product: eukaryotic translation initiation factor 4A3
Exons: 12
Coding region: 52-1287 (411 amino acids)
Cellular component (GO): nucleolus; catalytic step 2 spliceosome
Molecular function (GO): mRNA binding; RNA helicase activity; ATP binding
Source: RefSeq, a predicted model, not a curated record